Puccinia triticina is the source of this 1758-nucleotide messenger RNA. RefSeq lists its product as uncharacterized. The coding region runs from base 1 to 1758 and encodes 585 amino acids. The transcript has 5 exons. Lineage: Eukaryota; Fungi; Basidiomycota; Pucciniomycetes; Pucciniales; Pucciniaceae. The record is from RefSeq and is a predicted model, not a curated record. Gene Ontology annotation, cellular component: nucleus. Gene Ontology annotation, molecular function: protein binding; cis-regulatory region sequence-specific DNA binding.
AUGGCAGCAACCACAUUGAACCAGGCAUCCAUCAAUCCUCGAUCACUCAAACCUCUCGGAAACUUAGUCCUUUCUCCACAAGAUGCCUACUCAGCUCGUGCGACAAGUCUGGGAAAACUAUCGAUCCUUUCAGAUGAACUGCUUUUACUUAUCUUUUCGGAACUAACGCCGCCAGAUCUACAUCACUGCCAAGCCGUCAGUAGAUAUUUCUUUGCUUGGUGUGCCGGACUAGAUGCUCUUUGGAAACCUGGGUUUAUCUCCAAAAAUCAAGAGCGUCUAUGCGGUUGGAAAGGCAGUUGGAGAUCGACUUAUAUCUUGAAAUUUUUCAAGUCACCCAAGAACCAAGAUGUCGAUCACUCACAUCUUCCGACUGAUUUGAUUCAAACACCAAACGUCUUCUCAGAUGUCUUAUUCCAACCAAUUCUUUGUGUUAGUCAUUCCAUCAAUUCCAUCAUCAGACGCCGGACUGGACCCAGGAAGCCCCAUUCCAAUAUCGACAAAAUUACCAUCGAAGAGCCCAGCACAUUUCAACUUCCCAACAAACCUACAAUCUUGAAGGGGUUAAUUGAGGAAUGGCCAGCAUACAGCCGUUCAUCAAGUCAUUGUUGGACACUCGAAUCAUUAACCAAACGAUACCCAAACCUCGAAUUCAGGGCUGAAUCAACUCUCACUACACUUGCGGAUUAUCGAGAAUACCACGAUAACUGUCUGUUAGAUGAGAGCCCGAUAUACCUAUUCGAUAGUCAAUUCGUCGAGAAAUCAUCGAUCAAAAGGGGCUUGGGUGAAGAUUUCUUUGUGCCUCGAAUCUUUGAGCAAGAUUUGUUUUCUUGUUUGGGGGAUCAAAGACCUGACUACCGUUGGCUUAUUAUUGGACCCGCCCGAUCUGGAUCGACUUGGCAUAUCGACCCUAAUGGAACGUCUGCUUGGAAUGCCGUGAUCACCGGUAGAAAAUAUUGGAUUUGUUUCCCUCCUCAUACCACUCCACCCGGAGUGAUCGUCAACGAAGACGAAAGUGAAGUCGAGAGCCCGUUGUCCAUCCCUGAAUGGUUUCUGAAUUAUUACAACUUUGCGAAAGAAACAUACGGUUGGUUCGCCAAAGAUCCGGAGACGCGCGGUUUGAUGCUCGAAGGUAUUUGCGAGGCCGGCGAAACCUUCUACGUUCCAUCCGGUUGGUGGCAUCUCGUCAUCAACUUGGAACCAUCGAUCGCGGUCACACAAAAUUUUGUCUCAGACAACGAAUUGAACUCAGUACUACAUUUUAUGAAAUAUAAACCGGACCAAUUGUCCGGAUUCAAGUUCAACGUGACAGAGCUCACUGGAGAUAGCGACAGUGAUUGUAACCCAACGCUUUCAGAUAAACCCCGGUCAUCAAUUUUCGAUAAGUUCCUUGCUCAGUUAAUUCAUUCGCAGAAAGUUUCGGAGAAAACUCUCUGUGAGACCUUGGAUUCAGUUGAACAAUUAGAAUAUCAACGAAAUCAAAACCGGUCCAGAAUGAACCUGCACCAUCAAAAUGGUGGGGACGAUAAUCAUCAAGUUCGGAAGCGAAAGAAUCAGCCUGUUUGUCAGCCAGAGUCUUUCACAGAUUCUUCGAUGUGGCAUGAAAUCAAAAAGUCAAAAAAUGCAAUCGGUGUCGACCCAACUAAUCAAUCAGAGCCCGACGCUGACAAUGAUCACAGUCGUUCUCAUGCCCUCGGGAACGACUACGGCAAUCAAAACGUUGAUCCCCAAGGGUUUAAGUUUGGAUUUGAAUUUGAAUAA